Messenger RNA from Musa acuminata AAA Group (dessert banana), 1964 nucleotides. Its product is annotated as histone deacetylase 1-like. The transcript has 7 exons. Bases 160 to 1713 code for a protein of 517 amino acids. Gene Ontology annotation, cellular component: nucleus. Gene Ontology annotation, molecular function: histone deacetylase activity. Gene Ontology annotation, biological process: regulation of transcription by RNA polymerase II. The record is from RefSeq and is a predicted model, not a curated record. Lineage: Eukaryota; Viridiplantae; Streptophyta; Magnoliopsida; Zingiberales; Musaceae.
AAAAGAUCAGCCCUUGCGAACUCUCCAGAGUUCGAUCACCGGCUCGCCCUACUCUCCUGCGUUCGUUCCUUUCGAGUCUCGGCUCUCCAUUUCCUUCUUCUUUCCAAUAAGAGGAGAAAGAAAUUGAAGGGAGGACGAGCAGGAGGAGGAAGAUUAGGCAUGGAGACUGGUGGAGGGAACUCGCUUCCAGGCGUGGGCCAGGACGCGACGAAGCGGAAGGUGUGCUACUUCUACGACCCGGAAAUCGGGAACUACUACUACGGGCAGGGACAUCCGAUGAAGCCCCACCGGAUUCGGAUGACGCAUGCGUUGCUCGCCCACUACGGCCUCCUGGGCAACUUGCAGGUCUACAAGCCUAAUCCCGCCCGCGACCGCGACCUCUGCCGCUUCCACGCUGACGACUAUGUCGCCUUCCUCCGUUCCAUUAGCCCGGAGACCCAGCAGGACCAGAUGCGCGCCCUCAAGCGCUUCAAUGUCGGCGAGGACUGCCCCGUCUUCGAUGGCCUUUAUCCCUUCUGCCAGGCCUACGCCGGCGGCUCCGUUGGCGGCGCCGUCAAGCUCAACCACGGCCACGACAUCGCCAUCAACUGGGCCGGCGGCCUCCACCACGCCAAGAAGUGCGAGGCCUCCGGAUUUUGCUACGUCAACGACAUCGUUCUCGCCAUCCUCGAGCUCCUCAAGUACCAUGAGCGUGUGCUAUAUGUGGACAUUGAUAUCCAUCAUGGAGACGGGGUGGAGGAAGCCUUCUACACAACUGACAGGGUAAUGACAGUUUCAUUCCAUAAGUUUGGAGAUUACUUUCCUGGAACAGGAGACAUACGCGACAUUGGAUAUGGGAAAGGAAAAUAUUACUCUCUGAAUGUUCCUUUAGAUGAUGGAAUAGAUGAUGAGAGUUAUCAAUCUCUCUUCAAACCCAUAAUGGGAAAAGUGAUGGAAGUUUUUCGGCCUGGUGCUGUGGUACUUCAAUGUGGUGCUGAUUCAUUAUCUGGGGACAGGUUGGGCUGUUUUAACCUUUCCAUCAGAGGCCAUGCAGAGUGUGUGAAAUAUAUGAGAUCUUUCAAUGUGCCACUAUUGUUGCUAGGUGGUGGUGGAUAUACUAUCAGGAAUGUUGCUCGCUGUUGGUGCUAUGAGACAGGAGUUGCACUUGGAGUAGAAGUUGAUGACAAGAUGCCUCCGCAUGAAUAUUAUGAGUAUUUUGGUCCAGAUUAUACUCUCCAUGUUGCACCAAGUAAUAUGGAGAACAAAAAUUCACGACAGCAAUUGGAUGAGAUAAGAGCAAGGCUUCUAGAUAAUCUUUCAAAGAUUCGACAUGCUCCUAGUGUCCAAUUUCAAGAACGGCCACCUGAUACAGAGUUCCCAGAGCAAGAUGAAGAUCAAGAGGACCCAGAUGAAAGACAUGAUCCAGCUUCUGAUAUGGAUGUGGAUGGUUCCAAGCAUCCAGAUGAGACUUCUCGGAAACCUUGUUCAAAUAAUAUCCAGAAUGUGAGAAUCAAGAAGGAAAAUAUGGAAUGUGAACCAAAAGAUCAGGAAGCUCAGAAAGUUGGUGGAGAUCAUGCCAAAGUCGUGGAACCCAUGGCCGAGGAUGUCUCAGGCCCCAAGGCUUCAGAUGUUAGUUCCAUGGCCAUAGACGAACCUGGGAGUGUGAAGGCCGAGCAGCAGGACACUCAAAAUAAGUUGUCUGAAACGCCUGUAUUUGCACACCAAAAACCCUGAGCACAUACUAGUAGUAGUGUUUGCUCUGUGUGCGGACUAAUGACUUUGAUAGAUUUCAUAUGUCGAUUCGUAUCAUUCUUAGCCAAUCUGGAAGCAAUUGCUUGGAAGCUGGUAUCGCAAAGUUCAAGUUAAGUCUUAUUUAAAUUAUUGCCAUCCUACAUUGGAACACAAUUUGCCGUGUAAUUUGACUUUGAAUCUACUUGUACAGUCAAUAGAACGAUCCUCUGCUAUUGGGAUCUCCUUGAAAAUAA